Messenger RNA from Caenorhabditis elegans, 534 nucleotides. It is a transcript of the gene cox-6A, whose product is annotated as Cytochrome c oxidase subunit 6A, mitochondrial. Gene Ontology annotation, cellular component: mitochondrial inner membrane. Gene Ontology annotation, biological process: oxidative phosphorylation. The record is from RefSeq and is marked reviewed. NCBI's taxonomy places the organism in Eukaryota, Metazoa, Nematoda, Chromadorea, Rhabditida, Rhabditidae.
GUAUCCGACAUGAACCGUCUCGCUCAACCAGCUACCCGCUCGGUCGUCAAGACCUUCCAACGCAAAUCCUCAGGAUCAUUUUACGGAUCCAACAAUGUCGAAGGAUUCAAAGAGUCAUAUGUCACUCCACUCAAGCAAGCUCACAAUGCUAGCGAGACCUGGAAGAAAAUCUUCUUCAUUGCUUCGAUUCCAUGCUUGGCUCUUACCAUGUAUGCCGCCUUCAAGGAUCACAAAAAACACAUGAGCCACGAACGCCCAGAGCACGUCGAGUACGCCUUCUUGAACGUUCGCAACAAGCCAUUCCCAUGGUCCGAUGGAAAUCACUCAUUGUUCCACAACAAGGCGGAGCAAUUUGUUCCAGGAGUUGGAUUCGAGGCUGACCGUGAGAAGCACUAAACAAUGCUGGACGAUACAAUUAAUCAUCAUAUUUAACGUCAUCCAUUUGUGUGUGUGCUUCGAGUUGUUUAGUUUAACAAAACGAGACAUGUUUUGCGCAAGUGUAGUUUCAGAAUUGUAUAAAAAGUCGAAAAAAUU